AUGAUCCAGCCUGGCUUGGAACGGAUCAGUCUGCUUCUGAAGAAUGUCCACUUUCCGUGGAAAUCGAUACAUGUCGCUGGCACAAACGGCAAAGGAUCCAUUUGCCACUAUGCCUCGAGGCUCCUUUCCAAGCGACUCACAAUUGGCAAAUUCACAUCUCCACAUCUCAUAGACAGAUGGGACUGUAUAAGCAUCAACCAUAAGCCCGUGGAAGAGGCCCUCUUUCGCAAGAUCGAGAAGCACUAUCUGGACCUGAGUAUAAGAGAUGGCAUCAGUGCUUCAAAUUUCGAAAUAUUGACCGCCACUGCUUUCCACAUCUUCAACGAAGCCAAAAUUGACAUUGGCAUCGUUGAAGUGGGCAUGGGCGGAAAGCUCGACGCUACCAAUAUAUUGAACAACCAAGCGGUUUCAGUCAUUGCAAAGAUAGCGCGAGACCACGAAGGCUUUUUAGGUGAUACCCUAGAAGAGAUCGCACUCCACAAAGCUGGCAUCCUCAGGCCGGAUGUGCCCUACCUUGUCAAUCCUAAAAAUGAGGGAAACGUCAAAGAGGUCAUUGAGGAACAUGCUCGCAGCAUUGGGGCAGGACCUUGUUUGGAAUAUGACCCCCCGGGCUUUUCGAAGAUGCUGUUUGCGAACGAAGACCGGCCACCAAAACCGACCGAUCAACGAGAAAAUAUUGUCCUCGCAGCAAGGGCUACGAUGGCAGCAAUGGAGAGCCUCGGCAAAGAGAUGAAACCGUUUGUGAUGCAACAAACCUUGCACGGCGCAAGGAACAUUCCAUACCCAGGACGACUAGAGCCGGUUCGAGUACCGCCUAUCUUUGGUGGGCCAAGCACGGAUGGCACGACUGGAGUCAGUCAAAAAGGAGAGUUCAUCCUGGUAGAUGGAGCUCAUAACGCUGACGCUGCCACACUGCUGAGUGGCCACGUCGGACGGAAUCUGCGGGUAAGGAAGAAGGUUCCUGGUGUUCAAAGGCCACGCAGGGGAUGGCCUAUCACAUGGGUACUUGCAAUGACCGAUGGGAAAGAUGCACAUAAAUUCCUGAGAAACAUACUACACCGAGGAGACAACGUCGUCACUACAUCCUUUGGUCCGGUGGAUGGUAUGCCUUGGGUGAAACCAAUGCAUCCAAAACGACUCCUCGCCAUAGCAAAAUCGAUCGAGCCCACUAUCACAGGGCUAGCUGUGGAAGAAGGCGGGCCGCUCCGAGCGCUUUGUACAGCAAAAUACCUUCGAGAACCCGAAGGACCGAUCGUCCUGACAGGUAGUCUGUACCUUGUUGGUGACCUUCAUCGUGAUUUGCGGGCGAAUUAUGGAAAGGACUACUGGAACAGACCACAUUUUGAGGAGACCAGGAAGAAGUUUGCAGCGAUGCUAGAGGAGGAGAAGCACAGAGCCAACUGGCUGCUCGGCGGACCCAUCGACCCCUUUGAUCAACCUCUUGAUUUCAAUGUCAGAAAAGGCGAAGAAAGCGACGAGUGGAAAAGGCAGCAAGCAAACCGCGAAAAGCGGAGGGCCAUGCAAGAAGAGAUCGAGGCUCUUGACCGGGAGAUGGAGCUUCUCACAGCCGAAGAGCAGCGUCUCACAAAAGGGCGCACGUCGGCUACAAAUAACGACACACCGGCUACAGAUCAGCGAUCAAAUCCACCCCGUAUCCACAACCCAGCGAUCACUUUGUUAGAGGAAGGCGCACCCCUCCCCAGCAAAUACAAGACGAAGAGCCUUGAAAGCGGGGCGAAGAUCAGAUAUCACAAAACAGUGUCGUCGUCACUGGAUGAGGAAAAACGGGUGGAGCCUUCUCCUCCUAUAUAUAGGGCACCCCUCAAGGCCGAUGAAUACAGCCCGACCACCUUGGAUAAUGGCGGAAGGAUAAGAUUCCACAAAGUAGAUUCUGAGGGCUGCCCCCGCGGCGGUGGCGCCGGCAAGCAUCGUGACCCCGACAAGCCUACGCACGCCCGAUUCAACACCGCCGACAACAAGUCAAUACUGACUUACGGCAAGGGCUCCCGCGAGUGCCGCGUCUGCACCCACCCCGCUGGUCUGAUCCGCAAGUACGGCCUCAACAUCUGCCGUCAGUGCUUCCGCGAGAAGAGCUCCGACAUUGGCUUCGUCAAGCACCGAUAG
This is a messenger RNA of Alternaria ethzedia, 2124 nucleotides long. RefSeq lists its product as uncharacterized. Gene Ontology annotation, molecular function: structural constituent of ribosome; dihydrofolate synthase activity; tetrahydrofolylpolyglutamate synthase activity. The record is from RefSeq and is a predicted model, not a curated record. The transcript has 7 exons. Gene Ontology annotation, biological process: folic acid-containing compound biosynthetic process; translation. Lineage: Eukaryota; Fungi; Ascomycota; Dothideomycetes; Pleosporales; Pleosporaceae. The coding region runs from base 1 to 2124 and encodes 707 amino acids. Gene Ontology annotation, cellular component: mitochondrion; cytosol; cytoplasm.